Scutellospora calospora is the source of this 354-nucleotide messenger RNA. Lineage: Eukaryota; Fungi; Glomeromycota; Glomeromycetes; Diversisporales; Gigasporaceae. The record is from the annotation of a GenBank genome assembly.
AUGCUGUCUAUCCUACGUCCAAUAUUUAUUAAAAAUCCUUCAUUAUUUGGUGCAUUAAACCCUCGUCGAACAAUGGUUCAAAAAUUAACUGAAGAAGAAAUCAAGACAUUAGAAACCAAAUCAUGGGCAUUAGUUCCAGGACGUGAUGCUGUAAAAAAAACUUUCAAAUUUAAAGAUUUUAAUGAAGCCUUUGGGUUUAUGACCAGAGUGGCAUUAAGAGCCGAUAAAGUUGAUCAUCAUCCAGAAUGGUUCAAUGUUUACAACCGUGUUGAAAUUACUCUCACCACACAUGAAUGCAAUGGUCUAUCUAAACGUGAUCUUGACCUUGCAGAUUUUAUUGAUAAAAUCGUUUAA